Dichotomopilus funicola is the source of this 1614-nucleotide messenger RNA. RefSeq names its product amino acid/polyamine transporter I. The record is from RefSeq and is a predicted model, not a curated record. Gene Ontology annotation, cellular component: membrane. The transcript has 3 exons. Lineage: Eukaryota; Fungi; Ascomycota; Sordariomycetes; Sordariales; Chaetomiaceae. Gene Ontology annotation, molecular function: L-amino acid transmembrane transporter activity. Gene Ontology annotation, biological process: amino acid transmembrane transport. Bases 1 to 1614 code for a protein of 537 amino acids.
AUGGGAAUACUCAAUCUCUCCUCAAACGAGGGGGCAGAAGCGGCCCCCGAAGCGGCCAUCAAAGACCAUGCCAACCACACCGACGAAGACAUCGAGGUGGGCGAGGUCAAGCAGGAGAGCAAGUACGCGUACGACGACUCGCGUAAGCUGGGGAUCACAGGCGCCGUGUUUUUGAUCUUGAACAAGAUGAUCGGCACGGGUAUCUUUUCGACCCCCUCGAGCAUCUUUGCUGCGACGGGGUCCGUCGGCGUGUGCUUGUUUCUGUGGGUCAUUGGCGGCUUCCUCACGUUCUGCGGUCUCAGUGUCUGGCUCGAAUUCGGUCUCGCUAUCCCCCGCUCUGGCGGCGAAAAGAAUUACCUCGAACACAUCUACCGCCACCCCAAGUACCUUGCAACAUGCGUGCUCGCCUCGCAGAUGAUCCUCCUCGGGUUUUCGUCCGGCAAUUCCCUGGCUUUCGGACGCUACAUCCUCUACGCCGCCGGCGGCGAGCUCCAGGACAGCUACAAGGCGCGUGGUGUCGGUGUCGCCUGCGCAACCUUUGCGGUCGUCUUGCACACUGUAGCGCCUAAGUGGGGCAUCCGGCUGUUCAAUGUGCUCGGCGUGUUCAAGGUCGCGGUCCUGGUGUUUAUUGUGUUCUCUGGGUUCGCGGCGUUGGCUGGCCAUAGGCUGGUACCUGACCCGCGCAACUUCGAGAACGCUUUCGCGAUCGAGAGCGGCGAGGGAUACGGUGGCGGCGGUGCGUAUGCGUACUCCAACGCGCUGCUUAACAUUGUCUACAGCUACAAGGGCUGGGAGAACGCCAAUUACGUCCUGAGCGAGAUCAAGGACCCUCGGCGCACACUGACCAUCGCCGCGCCCCUUGCUGUCGGUGGCGUGACGAUUUUGUACGUCCUGGCCAACGUGGCGUACUUUGCGGCGAUCCCCAAGUCAGACUUGGCUACCUCAGAAGUCAUUGUCGCUGGUCUGUUCUUCAAGAACGUCUUUGGCGAUAGCGCCGGUGCUCGGAGUCUUCCGGCAUUUGUAGCGCUUAGCAACCUGGGGAAUGUGUUGGCUGUGAGUUUUGCGCAUGCCCGCUUGAACCAGGAGCUAGGCAAGGAGGGUCUGCUGCCGGGGAGCCGGUUUUGGGGAUCGAACAAACCGUUUAACUCGCCUGCUGCUGCGCUCUUCCUCCACUGGAUCGUGACUAUCAUUGUCCUCCUCGCCCCUCCCCCCGGACCGGCCUACAACUUCAUCGUUAACCUAUACACCUACCCUGGCGCCUGGAUCAACAGCUUUGUCGCUGCGGGUCUCAUCUACCUGCAAUACCAAAAACGCGAGCCCUGGAACCCCGGGUGGCGCACCUUUUUGCCGGUGACGAUCAUAUUUUUGCUCUGCAAUGCCUUCCUGGCCAUUGUGCCCUUCAUCCCGCCCGCGAGUGGUGACGUGUGGGCCGAUGGGUAUCCGUACUACGUUUUCCCCGUGGUCGGCGUUGGUGUUUUGAUCCUUGGCGGUAUCUACUGGACGCUCUGGACCAAGUUCUGGCCAGCGGUCAGGGGCCAUAAAAUUGUGUCGGAGCGGGUGAUUGGUGAGGAUGGGGACGAGGUUAUUCGAUAUCGCAAGGUGAAGACGCGUUAA